Acromyrmex echinatior (Panamanian leafcutter ant) is the source of this 1376-nucleotide messenger RNA. Its product is annotated as Phosphoglycerate mutase 5. Lineage: Eukaryota; Metazoa; Arthropoda; Insecta; Hymenoptera; Formicidae. Gene Ontology annotation, molecular function: protein serine/threonine phosphatase activity. Gene Ontology annotation, cellular component: mitochondrion. Gene Ontology annotation, biological process: peptidyl-threonine dephosphorylation; positive regulation of mitochondrial fission. The record is from RefSeq and is a predicted model, not a curated record.
AACUGGUUGUAGCGGAAGAUCGGGGUUAGGUUAGGUCGCCGCUUGAGCGAGAGUUGGUUGGAACUUGCGAGCUGGCGAGGGUGACGUAUUAUUUUCUCCGGUCCAGCGUUUUUUUCAAAGUUCUCGGUUCAUCCUUCGUGUGUACGCGAAAUGCCGACCAUCUCACAGUUGCACAAAUGGGCUCUCGGACUCGGCGCAGUGAGCGGCGCGAUACUUUAUUAUUACAAUGCACACGGCAAAACGGAACCGUUGCGCGUUCACAACUCGUGGACGACGAAUUAUACGCCUUCAGUGAAGUGGGAUCACAACUGGGACAGACGAGAUCCACAGAGCUUGGUAAAGCCGAUGAAGAUGAACGAUGAGAACGAUGAGAACAAGUACAACGAAAAAUUCGAGGCGAAAAAAGCAAAGGCUGUACGGCACAUACUCUUGAUUCGCCAUGGACAAUAUCACACGGAUGGAAAGACAGACAUUGAAAGAGUGUUGACUCAACUUGGCAGGAAGCAGGCUGAAGCAACGGGAAAGAGGCUGGCAGAAUUAAACUUGCCUUAUUCAUUGAUAAUAAGGUCCACAAUGACACGUGCUCUAGAAACUUCUCAAAUUAUAGAAAAGAAUCUUAUAAAUGUGCCAGUCGAAACCGACAGCUUGUUAGUUGAAGGUGCACCUAUACCUCCGGAACCGCCUAUUGGUCAGUGGAAAUCUGAGAGACAUUUCUUCCAAGAUGGGCCCAGAAUAGAGGCAGCAUUUAGAAAAUAUUUUCAUCGCGCGGAACCUAGUCAAGAACGUGAUUCUUACACAGUUCUUGUAUGCCAUGCAAACGUAAUCAGAUAUUUUGUUUGUCGGGCAUUACAGUUUCCACCAGAAGCAUGGUUACGGAUAUGCUUGAAACAUGGAAGUAUUACUUGGCUCUGUAUUCUUCCCAGUGGUAGAGUUACUCUCUAUUGUCUAGGGGAUACAGGACAUAUGUUACCACAAAAUGUAACAUCUAGUUAAAAAUGUACGACUUUUUAUGUAACAUGACAUAUUUAUAAAUAAUAUAUUAUUGAUAAGCAUGUAUGCAUCGAUAUGUGUACAUCGAGACUGCAUUCCACAAGAUGUACAAAUCGAUCUCAUAUCAUCUUUUUAUCACAGAGAUAAUUUGCUUUUCACAUGGCUUUCACGUUGGAUGGAAGUAUACAAUUGUACAAAUGUGCGAAAGAGAAGCUGAAUUUUCUAAAAAUAAUAUUUUCAAGUAAUAAGUAUAUGAAGAAGUGGAUAUACAACGACUAAAUGGUAUUUAAGAAAGUAUCACCUCGUGCAUCUCAUGCAUCUGAGUGUAUAUAUUUUUCUUCUAGAGCUCAGCUGUAAUGUCUAUUUAAAUUAUAAAAAUCAUUAAG